CAGCCAGGUUUGGCGAUUCAUUAAAGCUAUUUCCCGUUCUCCUCUGGCCGGUCCGAGGUCAACUUAGCCAUGGGUUUCGAUUACUAUAUCGCUUUGGACAUCUCUAGGAGUGCCCAGGAUGCAGACAUAAAGAAGGCGUACCGGAGACUAGCUCUGAAGAACCACUGGUUAAAUGCCCGAGACCCAGGUUCAGCAGAGCGCUUUAAACAGAUAGCGGAGGCCUAUGAUGUGCUGAGUGACCCUAUAAAGAAAGCCAUCUAUGACAAAUUUGGAGAGGAAGGCCUAAAGGGCGGGAUCCCUCCUGAAUUUAGCAGCCAGUUGACAUGGACAAAAGGUUAUGUCUUCCAUGGGGAUGCCAACAAAGUCUUCCAUGAAUUCUUUGGAGGAGACAACCCCUACAGCGAUUUCUAUGACGCGGAAGGCAGGGAAGUGUGCUUGAACUUUGGGGGCCUUCGGGGCCGUGGGAUCAAGAAGCAGGACCCUCCCAUCGAGCGAGAUCUCUACCUGUCUUUGGAGGACUUGUUCUUUGGCUGCACGAAGAAGAUCAAGAUCUCCCGAAGGGUCAUGAACGAGGACAGAUUCUCAUCCACCAUCAAAGACAAGAUCCUGACCAUCGACGUCCAGCCCGGCUGGAGGCAGGGGACCCGAAUCACCUUCGAGAAGGAAGGAGACCAGGGCCCCAACAUCAUUCCAGCCGACAUCAUCUUCAUCGUAAAGGAGAAACUGCACCCCCGAUUCCGGAGGGAGGACGACAACCUCUUCUUUGUCAGCUCCAUCCCUUUGGGCAAGGCACUGACCUGCUGCACGGUGGAGGUGAGGACCCUGGAUGACCGGCUGCUCAACAUCCCCAUCAAUGACAUAGUACACCCCAAAUACUUCAAGAAGGUAUCCGGCGAGGGGAUGCCCCUGGCCUCGGACCCCACCAAGAAGGGAGAUCUCUUCAUCCUCUUUGACAUCCAGUUCCCCAGGCAUCUGACUCCUCCCAAGAAGCAUCUCCUGAAGCAGGCGCUGCCCAUGUGACCUCAUCCCCCACCCCUUCCCUAAAGGCCAGCUUGACCAUAUAAAGGGAGAAACGAGGACCCGGGACACUGUUGGAGGGUCUUUAUCAUUACCAUGGGGAGGGUCUGCCUUGCCCUGGAGGUGGGCAUGGGAGAGGGCGGGCAUCGCGAGGCAGGGGGCACGGCGGUCACCCGAAGGGUUCUGGAGGGCACUGGGGGUGGCGGUGGCUGGGGUGGGGGGAGGGAGGAGAUAAUUUUUCAAGUAAUAAAGAUUUCUACUUCGAAAA
Molecule: messenger RNA, 1285 nt
Organism: Monodelphis domestica (gray short-tailed opossum)
Lineage: Eukaryota; Metazoa; Chordata; Mammalia; Didelphimorphia; Didelphidae
Gene: DNAJB13
Product: DnaJ heat shock protein family (Hsp40) member B13
Cellular component (GO): cytosol
Molecular function (GO): protein-folding chaperone binding
Source: RefSeq, a predicted model, not a curated record